This is a messenger RNA of Pristis pectinata (smalltooth sawfish), 5775 nucleotides long. RefSeq names its product fibroblast growth factor receptor 3-like. Gene Ontology annotation, biological process: positive regulation of cell population proliferation; protein phosphorylation; fibroblast growth factor receptor signaling pathway. The record is from RefSeq and is a predicted model, not a curated record. Lineage: Eukaryota; Metazoa; Chordata; Chondrichthyes; Rhinopristiformes; Pristidae. Gene Ontology annotation, molecular function: ATP binding; fibroblast growth factor binding; fibroblast growth factor receptor activity. Gene Ontology annotation, cellular component: membrane; signaling receptor complex. The transcript is spliced from 18 exons. Bases 790 to 3279 code for a protein of 829 amino acids.
ACUUCCCUCUGCGCGUCACUGCAGAGCGCUCCAGAGACUGAAAUCUGAUCUCCCUUAAUUUUCUCUCUCUCUCUCUCUCUCUCUCUCUCUCUCAGCUCUGCCACUGGCUCUCCGCUGGCAGUUCAAGUCUACGAGCCAAGCUUUCACACACAUACACACACUCACAGAGCUCAGCAAACCAAAAAGUACUGCUACACACGGGACCGACGAAGCCAAGCAGCACCUCUGGAGAACAGUGUACAGCCCCGGUCUGUAAAGAAAUAUACUCUGCUGACCUUACAGGGCAGGAACUCUCCUUGAAGACAAGAAACAGUACUGGGCAAACGAGGUGGAUUCUUUCUGCUUUUUAAAAACAAACCUGAGAGCCCCAAGAAGGAACAAAAUAGAGUAAAUGCAGAAACAAAAUUGCUAAAGAAAAGGUCCAUAUGCUGCUAAGCAAAGGAUUGUUUACCGCAGGCACGACUGAGUCCUAAACUGAAUCCAAGAGAUUGCCAUUUCUACAGGCGUUGACAAGCAGCCCCGAGUUUUCAUUUCUGGGUUUCACGCUGGAUUUACAAAUGACUUGAAUAUUCUGAGUAAGCUUUUAUUUACCAUCGUUUUUACACCGCUGGAGGAAAACAAAACCUUGAACUCUGCUGCUGGGACCUGAGGCAUUUCUGAGCGAGUCGGAAUUGGCACCUCUUAACUUGGAAACAUAAGUUUUUGCGACCACUGGUCAGGAAGAGUGCACAGAGCGACCGCAGUCAGCAGCGCAAGCACAGCGCCCAUGCCUGUGAGGGGCGCGCACAGAUGAUGUCCAAGGCUGGGCAGGGCGUCAACAGUCGGACUGGCAGCAGCUGCAGAGGAAUGAUCGCCCUGUGCUACGCACUCUGUAUCUGUUUAGUCACCGCCUCUGGCAUCCCAGCAGCCAGGCUCCACAUCUCAGACCCUGAGGCAAAGACCAGCACACGCUCUCCCCCAAGAACAGACACAUUGGGAAGCCAGCGUACUGUCCUGGAGGAGAUCAUUCUCGGCAAUGGAGACACCCUGGACCUGUCUUGCAAUUCCCAAGGCUCCUCGCUGGCUCUGGUGUGGUUGAAAGAUGGACUCAGAAUCCUGCCCAACAACACAACCCAAGUAGGGCAGAAAUGGCUGAAGAUUAUCAACGUUUCCUACGAUGAUUCUGGAGUCUACUCCUGCAAACUCUGGGGAACCAAUGAGAUUCUGAGCAACUUCACAAUAAAAGUCGCAGAUUCUUUGUCUUCAGGUGAUGAUGAAGAUGAUGAUGAUGAUGGGACUGAGGAUACAGGAGCUCCGUACUGGGCCCGACCCGACCGGAUGGAGAAGAAACUCCACGCAGUGCCUGCAGCUAACACAGUCCGCUUCCGCUGCCCCGCUGCAGGGAACCCAACCCCCACCAUCCACUGGCUGAAGAACGGCAAGGAGUUUAGGGGCGAGCAUCGGAUCGGAGGCAUCAAGUUGCGACACCAGCAGUGGAGUUUGGUGAUGGAGAGUGUGGUCCCCUCAGACCGUGGCAAUUAUACCUGUGUGGUGGAAAACAAGUACGGCAGCAUUAGCCACACUUACCAGCUGGAUGUACUCGAACGGUCGCCACAUCGGCCUAUUCUCCAGGCGGGAUUGCCUGCCAACCAGUCAGUGGUGGUGGGCAGUGAUGUGGAAUUUCACUGCAAGGUCUUCAGCGAUGCACAGCCACACAUCCAGUGGCUCAAGCACGUGGAAGUAAAUGGCAGCAAAGUGGGCCCAGAUGGAGCUCCCUACGUUACAGUGUUGAAAACUGCUGGUAUUAACACAACGGAUAAGGAAAUAGAAAUUCUGUACUUGCGAAAUGUUACUUUUGAGGAUGCAGGGGAAUAUACCUGCUUGGCUGGUAAUUCUAUUGGGUAUUCGCAUCACUCUGCAUGGCUGUCCGUUCUGCCAGCUGAAGACUUGGUGAAGGAGGAUGACUCUGGCUCAGUCUAUGCAGACGUCCUCAUCUAUGUGACGGGUUGUGUCCUUAUCAUUCUGACUGUUACUAUAGUGAUCAUGUGCAGAAUGCGAACAUCCUCAAAGAAAACCCUGAACCCACCUCCGGUGCAGAAACUCUCCAAGUUCCCACUGAAGAGACAGGUGUCCUUGGAGUCGAAUUCCUCCAUGAAUUCCAACACGCCGUUGGUGAGAAUUGCCCGCCUGUCCUCCAGCGAUUCACCGAUGUUGGCCAAUGUCUCCGAGUUAGAACUCCCAGCCGAUCCUAAAUGGGAGUUUCAAAGACCAAGGCUGACUCUGGGAAAACCCCUGGGCGAGGGCUGUUUUGGUCAAGUCGUCAUGGCAGAAGCCAUUGGGAUCGAAAAAGACAAAGCUAACAAGCCAGUCACUGUCGCUGUCAAGAUGCUGAAAGACGAUGCUACUGACAAAGACUUGUCUGACCUGGUGUCAGAAAUGGAAAUGAUGAAGAUGAUUGGAAAACAUAAAAACAUUAUUAAUUUACUGGGGGCCUGCACACAGGACGGUCCUCUCUAUGUCAUAGUUGAAUUUGCAUCAAAAGGCAACCUGCGAGAAUACCUCAAAGCACGACGGCCCCCUGGCAUGGAUUAUUCCUUUGACACCUGCAAGGUGCCGGAUGAGCAGUUAACAUUCAAGGAUCUGGUGUCCUGUGCCUACCAGGUUGCUCGUGGGAUGGAAUACCUGGCUUCUCAAAAGUGCAUCCAUCGGGACCUGGCAGCCAGAAAUGUGCUAGUGACAGAGGACAACGUGAUGAAGAUUGCCGACUUUGGCCUCGCCAGGGAUGUGCACAACAUUGACUACUACAAGAAAACGACGAAUGGUAGGCUGCCAGUGAAGUGGAUGGCUCCGGAGGCCUUGUUCGACAGAGUCUACACCCACCAGAGUGACGUCUGGUCUUAUGGAGUCCUGUUGUGGGAGAUCUUUACACUGGGUGGAUCGCCCUACCCCGGCAUCCCAGUGGAAGAGCUGUUCAAACUGCUGAAGGAAGGCCAUCGAAUGGACAAGCCUGCCAACUGCACCCAUGAGCUGUAUAUGAUAAUGAGAGAAUGCUGGCACGCAAUCCCAUCACAGAGGCCAACGUUCAAACAGCUGGUCGAGGAUCUCGACAGGGUCCUGACAGUGACGUCAACUGAGGAGUACCUUGACCUGUCGGCACCUUUUGAGCAGUAUUCCCCUGCCUGCCAGGACACACACAGUACUUGCUCUUCCGGGGACGACUCUGUCUUUACCCAUGAUGCUCUGCCUGAUGAGCCUUGCCUCCCAAAGCACCAGCAGUGUAAUGGUGUCAUCAGGACAUGAGAUGAGAAAAAGCAGGACUCCAGGGUGCUGAACUAUGGAAAACUCACACUGAAGGAAAUACACUGAACCUACUGCGGGGAUCUUGUUCCCCAUUUAACUUCCCACCAUUAUUGAGCCUUAUAUCUUCAAGUGCUGUACCCAUCUAAAACAAAAACAAAAAACUGCUUGGCAUGAAGAAAAUUUGUAAUGUAGAAACCGAAAUGGAAAGUUCUGCGAAAAGAAAUCCAGAGGUGAUAACAUUUGACCUCUGGCAUUUUGACUGCGAAAGGAACCAUUCUGUGCCUAAGUUGUGCUAAGAAAGGAAAGUGACACAAAAACAAUUAUUUUUCUUUACAAAAGAGCAUUUAAAUACUUUUUAUUUGUGUGAAGCUGCAGAUUUCAGAAGAGUUGUAAAUAUAUAAAUAUGAAUAUUGUAUGAUAAUGUUUAAAAAACAGUUGUAUACUUAUGAUUUGCUUGUUUAGGAAAAAAAGCAAAAAAAAAUAUAAACAUAAUUCCAAGUAUGAGGAGGCAAAAUCCUAAAAUCAUUGCAGUCUAGGAUAUUCAGUAUUAAUCUGGAAGUUAUUAAAGAAACUCAUUGUGUAGUGGACAAGGGGUAAAAUAGUUCAAAAAUCAAUAAUUAUUUGCAAUCUGAUUAGCAUAUUGUAUAUUUGUAAAGUUGUUCAUAGACUUUAACAUAUCAUUUUGGUUAAGAGAUUUAUAAGUAUAUAGCUUAUUUACUAAUUACUGUACACAGCUUUAGUUAAACUAGGUUCUUAAUUUUUGUUUUACAUGUUUAUAAUUUUUAAUUUAUUACCCAUUGAUUAGACACAAAGGUUAAUGAGGAAAAAAAUAACUAGAAUCAAGUUUUCAAACAUUGUGUAAAAUGAACGUUAUCUGUUCUUAUUUUAGAUUGCAAUGAUUUUUUUUUUCUGUUGUUUAGUAAUCAGAUCCUAGAAUUGUCUUGACUUUUAACAAAUGAAGGUUUGUGCUUUACCUUUGAUGAAGGCACAACAGAGCAAGGGUGCUGACUGUGAAUGAUAACAGUAGGCCUGCUAUACAGAUAUGGUGCCUUGCCUGGAGCUGCCCCAGCAGUAAUGGCCCUGUGAAAGAGCGCUGGCAUUGUGGCCAGGGCUACGGGUGCAAUUCUUGCAGCAAAUGCCCAUUAGAACAGGACACAGUGACAGAUUUUGGCCGCUUAAAGCCAAGUUGUGUCCAAGAUGACAUUUUCCAACUUGACAACAAGUAGGGUCAUAUUCAGGUGCUGGUCACACCUGGAGCAAUUUGAGAUCGUGAAUCAAGUGCGUCACUCUCAGUAGCACAUCGCACAACAUAAUAAAGCACAUUGACUUAGUGUUUUUUUUAAUUAUUUCAUACCCCUUCCCCUGGCGUAUUGGCACCAAGAUGCUAAAUACAGCCAGUGACAUCACCAGAUGUGCAAGUGAGGAGCAGCGUUGUGCUGGCACUUUUGCAACGCUGUGACAAGAGGGUGCAAUGAUUGUGAAUGUUUGCAGAAGACAACUUGUGCGAGAAAGGAUUGCCAGUCAACCACUGACGCCUGUCAUGUAUCAGUGACCUGCGAGUCACUCCCUUCUCUUUAUGCAGGUUAGUGCCACAAGCACAACUUACGUGGUGCAAUUUAAACGUUACGUGCAAUUUUGCAGAGAACUCAUUUGAGGUAAACCCCUUUUCGUUAAAGACAAAAAAAGUAGCUGAAACAGAUGGCCAAAUGGGUAGCAGGCAGUUGCCUGUGAAGCAGAAUAAAACCAUGUAACCAGAAUCAAAAAUAAAGUCCGGUUUGAUUUUAAGUAGGAUUCUGCGGGUACAUUACAAAUAAAAAUUUAGACAGGAAUCCUCUUAAAAUCAACUAAAAAUUCUGUUUGUCUCCUUUAAUCUUUCUUAGGACCAUCAAGCUCUUAUUCAGUAGAGAAGUUAAUUUAAUAGAUUGAAGUUAUCUGUUAACUCUUUAAUACAGACGUAGGAGAUUUAUAGUGGUGUAAUUUUUGUAAAAUGAGAAGACACUUCAUUAUUUUCUUACCGAUCGCUGUUGAUGUGUACAUUCCAGGUACCUAAUGCAUAAAAAACUUUUCCAAUAUUUGAAAUCUGUGCAUGAUUUACAAAAGAAGAACUUAGAUAUAUAUCUAAUUUAUUGAGUUUUUUUACAAAAUAUACGUAUAGUAGCUUCGACUGAACUUAACAUUUGAUAUUCAGUUCCCUUUCUGUAGAUUUAAUCAUGUCAAGCAAUACUGGCAAUAGCUGAGGCUCUCGAUUAAUGUUCCAUGGUUAGAUUGGACCAUUGCCUGUCUCAUUCCACACUCAUGGUGGCCAGAGGUGAGCUCCAAACAAAAGGAACAACCCCCUUAAACCAAUUUGCCUGCCUGAAGCCUGUAAAAGGCCACAGAUGGUCUUGUUGGAGUUAAAUAAUAACUAGCACUGAACAAUAUCUGACUGCCUUUACGAAGCUUUGUUAUUAACAUGGAACUGUUCCAUUCCACAAAAAUAAAAAGAUAUUGUUUUAA